This is a messenger RNA of Nycticebus coucang (slow loris), 2842 nucleotides long. It is a transcript of the gene CPLANE2, whose product is annotated as ciliogenesis and planar polarity effector complex subunit 2. The coding region runs from base 218 to 994 and encodes 258 amino acids. The transcript has 6 exons. Gene Ontology annotation, molecular function: GTP binding; GTPase activity. The record is from RefSeq and is a predicted model, not a curated record. NCBI's taxonomy places the organism in Eukaryota, Metazoa, Chordata, Mammalia, Primates, Lorisidae.
GCCCACCGAAGCCUGACGCAACCCUGGCGGAAGCAGCCUCGGCGGGCUGGGCGACCCGAGCGCGGGGCGGACUUUUAAAGAGACCUUCUCCGCUGGGGCUGUUUGGCCCGCGGGAACUGCUGACAGUGGGGGCUGGGUAGCCUCAGGAGUCGGGAUCGAGAAGGUAGAGGACAAGCAGGCAUCCUGCCACCUUCCUACCCCGUCGGAGUGCUCCGCCAUGGCCAGAUCUCCCGCGCCCGCUUCAGUGAUUGUCCCAAACUGGCACGAGAGUGCCGAAGGCAAGGAGUACCUGGUCUGCAUCCUGCGCAAGAACCGCCGGCGGGUGUUCGGGCUACUUGAGCGGCCAGUGCUGCCCCCACCUGUGGCCAUAGACACUGCCAGCUACAAGAUCUUUGUGUCUGGGAAGAGUGGUGUGGGCAAGACAGCAAUGGUGGCCAAGCUGGCUGGCCUGGAGGUGCCUGUGGUGCACCAUGAGACCACUGGCAUCCAGACCACCGUGGUAUUUUGGCCGGCCAAGCUGCGGGCCAACGACUGUGUCAUCAUGUUCCGCUUUGAGUUCUGGGACUGUGGGGAGUCUGCACUCAAAAAGUUCAAUCACAUGCUCCCGGCUUGCAAGGAGAACGCGGAUGCCUUCCUCUUCCUCUUCUCUUUCACCGACCGUGCGUCCUUCGAAGACCUCCCUGGGCAGCUGGCCCGCGUAGCCGGUGAGGCCCCUGGUGUUGUCAGGAUGGUCAUUGGCACCAAAUUUGACCAGUACAUGCACACAGAUGUGCCAGAGCGUGACCUCACGGCCUUCCGGCAGGCCUGGGAGCUGCCCCUGCUGCGGGUGAAGAGUGUGCCAGGGCGGCGGCUGGCUGAUGGGCGCACACUGGAUGGGCGGGCUGGGCUGGCUGAUGUUGCUCAUGUGCUCAAUGGCCUUGCUGAGCAACUAUGGCACCAGGACCAAGUGGCAGCUGGCCUGCUGCCCAACCCUCCAGAGAAUGCCCCUAGGUGAAGAGUGGUGGCAUCAUGAGUGAGCCCCACUGUCAAUCCUCAGGUGACUCAGGAUGAAGGGCAGGGCCUAGGGCCUAAGGCUGGUGCAGAAAUAUUGACCCCAUGCUGAGGACUGGCCAGAGGAGGCUAUGGCCUAAGAAGACUCUGGCCCCAGCAAUGCUUUCCUUGCAGAAUUCUUGGCAGUGAGGUGGGGGCACAGCCCCCAGGGCAGGGGUCUCCUUUCUUCCUGCUGCCUUUUCACCUUCAUCAGCACCGUGGAGGGUACCUAGGGAGCUGGGUGCCUCAGCAGGCCUCUGGUCCUCUAGCAGCUUCAGUCCAGGCCCUGAAUUAGUUGAGGUGAAACCACCUGCUGUAACAGAUAAACCUGAAAUUCACAGAAAUGUUUUUCUUGCUCAGGUCUCAUCUCAGGAGGAAGUAAGGGUGGGUGAGGGGCUUUGCUGCAAGCACUCAUGCAGAGACCCAGGUUGCCUUGGGGCAUCAGUGUCCAGUCAACAGACUGGGACAAGGGGAAGUGGGAAGUCACCUGGGAUGUCUUUGUGCACCAGGCCUGGGGUGGGGGCGCCUCAUUUCUGCUCAUAUCCCAAAGGCCACCCAGCACCAGCCACAUGGUCACAUGGAGCUGUGGGGAGGCUGGGAAAUAGUGUGCCUGUGGAUCUGGGAGGCAAAGCCUUCCCUCUGCCAGGCCUUGCCAGGUCAUGAAGCUGUCAGGUCUGGCUUAGGAUAGGGACCUUGCCAGCCCAGGGAUCAGAAAGCAACACCGGGGGCAGCGCCUAUGGCUCAGUCGGUAAGGCGCCGGCCCCAUAUACCGAGGGUGGUGGGUUCAAACCCAGCCCCGGCCAAACUGCAACCAAAAAAUAGCCGGGUGUUAUGGCGGGCGCCUGUAUUCCCAGCUACUCGGGAGGCUGAGGGAAGAGAAUCGCUUCAGCCCAGGAGUUGGAGGUUGCUGUGAGCUGUGUGAGGCCACGGCACUCUACCAAGGGCCAUAAAGUGAGACUCUGUCUCUACAAAAAAAAAAAAAAAGAAAGCAACACUGGGAAGCUAGGAGAGGAGCCAGCAGGUGAGUGAGCAGUCCCAGCCUGGGUCUGGCCUGCACAGGGGGACUCAGUGGAGACACUGGUGCAAGAGGCCAGUGGUGUAUGGGUGAGGGCACCUCUGCACUCUCACCCUCACACUCUCCUUGGCCCUAUAGAUGGAUCCCUGGGCUGAACCCUGGCCUGAGUCUGACCCCAAGCAUAGUGACCCCAAGGCCAGGUGACCCAAGCUGGCCCAGCUGCUCUACACGGCCCGCACCCCACAGGGUGAUCACCAGCUCACACACGCCAGCACCAGCACUGCAUAGCACGCAGAGGCUCACCUUCUUCAUUCCCAUGGCGCCAUGUCACCUGUCGUGACAUCCAAACACCAGUUUGUCCACCCUGGGCACUGCCCCCAGGUUUAUCAACCAUUCCAAGAUCUGGGCCAGGAGCAGGAUUGAUUUCAGCUCUUCCUCACUUCCAACCCAGGCUCAGAGUUUAUCCUGUAUCCCAAGAAGGAAGGGCCGGGCGCAGGACCUUUGCCUCAGGGUCUGCAGGCUGCUCCUGCUCUCAGGCCUUCCCGCUGCAGCCCUCAGGCCUGCUUCCAACCACAACUGUCCAGAGGUUCCCCUCAUCCUUAACUCUAGUGGAUCUUGCCUUACCUGGGCAGCCACAAUGCAGGGGAAGGCUUGGCAAAUGCAUCCUGGCCCGGCUGCAAACCUGUGGCUACAGGUGCUUGUGUUUUGAGCACCAGCUACCUCACAUCCCAGCCACUGGGAAGGAGGCUUCCCAUUCUUGGCACCAGCUCAGCCAAGAGCCCAAAAGCUACUUUGGAG